AUGUGCGAGGAAGAAUUUAGGAACACACAUAAGCGAACGCCGGACGGACGAUUCGUGGUACGUCUGCCUUUUCGGGAGGAUCCUAGUUGCUUGGGAGAAUCACGAAGAGCGGCGCUGAAGCGUUUACAGUCAGUCUAUCGAAGGCUGGAUCGUGAUGCAAUCCUGAAGAGGCAAUACAUUGAAGUAAUGGAGGAUUAUUUAAGGUCGGGACAUAUGAUUCAAAUUAACGAGAAGAUAUCGGCAUCAGAGGAACCCGUGUAUUACUUGCCUCACCAUGCAGUCGUUAAGGAGGAAAGAGAGACGACAAAGCUCAGAGUAGUCUUUGAUGCGUCGUGCAGAUCAUCAUCUGGCAAGUCACUCAACGAUGUAGUGAGAGUUGGACCAACUAUUCAACCAGAAUUAUUUGAGGUGGUUCUACGUUUCCGACAGCAUCGAUACGUACUGACGGGGGACAUCGAGCGAAUGUAUAGACAAAUAUACAUUGACCCUCAGCAGCGAAAUUUGCAACGUAUUUUAUGGAAAGCAGAUUCGACAUCACCGGAGGCAUUCGUAUUAAACACGGUAACAUUUGGCGUUGCAACAGCUCCAUUUCUGGCCGUAAGGUGUCUGCAUCAAUUAGCGUGCGAGUGUCAGUCGGAAAGUCCAAGGACAAGUGAAGUCAUAUUAAAAGAUUUUUACAUGGACGACCUAAUUACCGGGACGGAUGAUGCAGAAGAACUGAAGAAAAUCAAGAAUGAGGUUAGUCGGAUACUCGCUGCAGAUGGAUUUCCAAUUUCCAAUAAAUGGAAAUCAAAUUUGCCUGAACUGGUCGAGGACCGUGGUGAGUCAGAAUAA
Molecule: messenger RNA, 834 nt
Organism: Solenopsis invicta (red fire ant)
Lineage: Eukaryota; Metazoa; Arthropoda; Insecta; Hymenoptera; Formicidae
Exons: 1
Coding region: 1-834 (277 amino acids)
Source: RefSeq, a predicted model, not a curated record